AUGGCCCAGCCCACUACUGAAGAUGCUGGCGGUGAUGAAAAGUCUGAAGAUGUUCCUCCACACACUUCUCUCAAGGUGCUGCAGGCAAUUGGAGUGGAGCUGGAGAUCGACCCCAAGCUGCUCUCCAGGGAUAAGCUUAUGGCUAACCCCAAGGAUGACUCCUCCUCCUCCAGCGUAGAACCUGAACAGAAAUGGCUGUUGUUGGGAGAUUUCAAUUUUAUAAGAUCCAUGGAUAACCGAAAUCUUCCUGGUGGAGAUGUCAAUGAUAUUUUCAUCUUUAAUGAGAUCAUAGAUCAUGGGGAAAUGGCUAAAGAAUUUUUGGAUACAUUCAAGGGUAGAAUGGGAACUGUCAAGCCGAUUUUGUUGGGUAGUGACAUUCUCUCUCUUAUUCCAAAAGUGCAGGGGCUUGAGGUGCUCACAAAACCUUUUGAGGUAAAAGAAAUUGAGCAUGUGAUUAAGGAAUUACCCAUUGAUAAGGCACCAAGGCCUGAUGGCUUUAAGGGGCUAUUUAUGAAGAGGUGUUGGCAUAUUAUUUCCAGUGAUUUUAUUAGGCUGGUUAAUGAAUUUCAUGCAGGAACUGCUCAUUUGGAGAAUCUCAAUGAGGCCUUCAUUGCACUGAUCCCUAAGAAGCAAACACCUGAGGUUGUUGGAGAUUUUAGGCCAAUAUCUUUGACCAGUGUGGGGCUGAAGUUUCUCACUAAACUUGCAGCUAAUAGGUUUCAGGAAGAAAUCACCAAAUGUUGCAACCAAUCAAAGAAGCCAAUCAUAUUGCUCAAGCUUGAUUUUGAAAAGGCUUUUGAUUCUAUUCAGCAUGAGGCAAUUAUAAAGAUUCUUGUGGCAAAAGGUUUUGACAACAAAUGGAUCACCUGGGUUCAGCAGCUGUUAUCAUCUGCAACUUCUUCCAUUUUCUUGAAUGGUGUACCUGGAAAGCACUUCAAGUGCAAGUGUGUUGUAAAGCAAGGAGAUCAUAUCUAUCCUCUGCUCUUUGUGGUUGUUGCUGAUCUUUUGCAGACUAUGAUUAAUGAUCUUCUACGUCAGGGCUUGCUAACUUUGCCUUUCUCAACACAUGACCCAGAUUACCCAGUGGUGCAGUAUGCAGAUGAUACUUUGCUCUUUGUGGCUGCUGAUACAGCUCAAUUGGAGUCUGUCAAUACCACAGGGUAUCCUGAAGCAAUUGGAGAGAAUUCAAAGACAGUGUCUAUGGAGGAAAUAUGGCCCAAACUUAAGGGAGGACUUGGAAUUCUCAAUCUGGGACUGCAAAAUGAUGCUCUGCUCCUCAAAUAUCUGAACAAAUUUUACAAUAGAGCAGAUGUACCAUGGGUUCAUUUGGUAUGGGACUCUUAUUACUUUCACAGAGUUCCUCAUGACACUAUCAUCUGUGGUUCCUUCUGGUGGAGAGACAUUUGCAAAUUAAUGGACAAAUUCAGGGCUGUUACUUCUGUCACAGUUGGCACAGGAGAUACAGUGCUUUUUUGGUCAGAUCAUUGGGAGAUUGAUAACUCAUGUAUUCCUCUUCAAGACAGAUUUCCAAGGCUCUUCUCAUUCUGUUUGGAUAAAAAACUCUCUGUUAUGGAAAUGUUACAAGCAGGAGAUUUGCAGCACAUGUUUUCUUUGCCUUUGUCUGAAUUGGCUUUUAAGGAGCUCAACCAACUAUCAAGCAUGUUGGUUGAGAUCUCUUUGGACAAUGGUUGUAAUGACACCUGGGUUUGGAGGCAUGGGAAGAAAUCUGAAUAUUCAGCAAAGAAGUAUUAUGAUUUCGUUCACCAACCAGUUCUUGCCAACCCCAUACAGAGUUGGGUUUGGAAGAGCUGUUGUACCAUGAAAGUUAAAUUUUUUGCAUGGCUUGUCAUAAUGGACAGAGUUAACACCAAGGAUAUGAUUGAACGUAGGCAUUGGAAAAUUAAUGAUGGGCCUGAGUGUGUUCUUUGCUUGACUGGAGUGCUUGAGGACAGGAACCAUCUUUUCUUCCAAUGCAACUUUAGUAUGAGAAUUUGGAAUUAUCUCCAAGUCACCUGUUUGGAUAGCAAUGACAUGGUCCAAAUUGCCUUACAUGCCAGGAAGGAUUUUAAUAAACUGUUCUUCUCAGAAGUGGUCUUCCUUGCAUGGUGGAACAUUUGGAAAAUCAGGAAUGAUAGGGCUUUUAGACACAUCAACCCUUCUUUCAGUCACUGGAGGAAUGGUUUCAUUCAUGACAUUACUCUCCUAUCCCACAGGAUCAAGACCAGAUACAGGCAUGCUUUGCUCAAGUGGAUUGACUUCUUACCUCCUUGA
This is a messenger RNA of Aegilops tauschii subsp. strangulata, 2271 nucleotides long. RefSeq lists its product as uncharacterized. Lineage: Eukaryota; Viridiplantae; Streptophyta; Magnoliopsida; Poales; Poaceae. The record is from RefSeq and is a predicted model, not a curated record.